This is a messenger RNA of Pistacia vera, 1395 nucleotides long. RefSeq names its product dnaJ homolog subfamily B member 1-like. Gene Ontology annotation, molecular function: protein-folding chaperone binding. The transcript has 3 exons. Bases 249 to 1289 code for a protein of 346 amino acids. Gene Ontology annotation, cellular component: cytosol. Lineage: Eukaryota; Viridiplantae; Streptophyta; Magnoliopsida; Sapindales; Anacardiaceae. The record is from RefSeq and is a predicted model, not a curated record.
UGGUAGGCAAUGGAAUAGUGUUCAGAGAGAUUACUGGAAACUUCCACACGCUUCUGGUUCUUUGCAUGUUCCAGACAAAUCCUUCCCUUUCUUAUCUCUUCUCUUCUUUUUUUCUUCCUUGCCUCCACCAACAUUAUAAGCAAAACAAACCAAAACUCAUAACGUUUAGCUUAUUACAAUUACUCUUGCUGCCGACUUCCGAGUUUCAAGUUUUAACAUAACAAGAAGUUGAGAAGACAAAGUGAAUUAUGGGUGUGGAUUAUUAUAAGAUAUUGCAGGUGGACAAGAAUGCUACUGAUGAUGAUUUGAAGAAGGCGUAUAGAAAACUUGCCAUGAAAUGGCAUCCCGACAAGAACCCAAAUAACAAAAAAGAAGCCGAAGCUAAAUUCAAGCAGAUCUCUGAAGCCUAUGAGGUUUUAAGUGAUUCUCAGAAGAGAGCAGUGUAUGAUCAAUAUGGAGAAGAAGGUCUAAAAGGGCAAAUGCCACCACCAGGAGAAGGAGGGCCUGGUGGCGGGGCCACCUUCUUCCAAACGGGGGAUGGUCCAACAAUGUUCAGAUUUAACCCCAGAAAUGCCGAUGACAUUUUUGCAGAGUUUUUCGGGUUUUCGAGCCCAUUUGGAGGAAUGGGAGGAGGUGGUGGCGGCCCUGGAAUGAGGAGUAGUUCAAGAAGUUUUGGUGGAAUGUUUGGAGAUGAUAUCUUCAGUUCUUAUGGUGAGGGUCGGCCUACCAUGAAUCAAACUCUUCGAAAGGCUCCCACAAUCGAAAAUAAACUGCCUUGUAGCCUUGAGGAGCUCUAUAAGGGAACUACUAAAAAGAUGAAGAUAUCAAGAGAAAUUGCUGAUGCAAGCGGGAAGACCUUGCCAGUGGAGGAGAUUCUAACCAUUGAUAUAAAGCCUGGCUGGAAAAAGGGAACGAAAAUUACCUUUCCUGAGAAAGGAAAUGAGCAACCAAACGUUAUUCCGGCGGAUCUUGUAUUCAUAAUCGAUGAAAAACCUCACAGCACAUUUUCACGGGAAGGCAAUGAUCUGGUUGUCACACAAAGGAUAUCUCUUGCAGAAGCACUAACAGGCUACACUGUUCACCUCACAACCUUGGAUGGAAGGACUCUUACUAUUCCAAUCACUAAUGUCAUUCAUCCCAUGUAUGAAGAGGUGGUUCCGAAAGAAGGUAUGCCCAUACCCAAAGAACCCUCAAAGAGGGGCAACCUAAGAAUCAAGUUCAACAUCAAAUUUCCCACGAGAUUAACUGCUGAGCAGAAAACCGGAAUCAAGAAACUUGUGGCUCCAUAAACUGGACCGCCCGUGAAAAAUGCACAAUGUAAUGCCGUGCUAUUGUGAAUAUUGUUUUUGAGAUGGCUGUGAUUUGUACUGCUACUUUGUGUUAUAUGGUUUUAAU